AUGGGAGGAAUGCAUCCAACACAUAUACCUAAUAUUGAAGAAAAUAAGAUGCCAAAAAAUGAUGAAAAAUUUGUUGGGGAAUUAAAAAUGCCAACAAAAAUGAUGGGAGAAAAUAAAAGUAAUAACAAAACAAUGGAGAUGAUGAAAGAGUAAAAAAGAAACUUGAAGCAAAAGAAAAUAUAAAGGAGAAUAAAAAUAAAACUUGAAUUAGAGAAAGAAAAAUAAACUUUAAAUAAAUAAAGUUUGUAUGAUAUUCUGAAAAAUCAGAAUAAAAAAU
Molecule: messenger RNA, 277 nt
Organism: Meloidogyne enterolobii
Lineage: Eukaryota; Metazoa; Nematoda; Chromadorea; Rhabditida; Meloidogynidae
Source: the annotation of a GenBank genome assembly